Messenger RNA from Fulvia fulva, 1644 nucleotides. Its product is annotated as Altered inheritance of mitochondria protein 9, mitochondrial. The record is from RefSeq and is a predicted model, not a curated record. The transcript is spliced from 5 exons. Gene Ontology annotation, cellular component: mitochondrion. Lineage: Eukaryota; Fungi; Ascomycota; Dothideomycetes; Mycosphaerellales; Mycosphaerellaceae. Bases 1 to 1644 code for a protein of 547 amino acids.
AUGCUUGGUCGCUUGAGCCCGCUUCGCUCUCUCUACGUCUUAAGACAGAUACUACAACAUCGCUCUUUCACCCUGAGUACGCAGCGUUUGCAGCGUAUCAGUAGCGGCGAUGCGAGGGUACAUGACUUCGCAGAAGCCUUCGAGUACAUCUCCGGCCGGUGGCUAUACAACGAACACCUGCGCUUGAGCGAAAGACGCCUCAAGUUCAACAUAACUGCACUCCUGGAUGCUGGAGCACGAUCGAUAGGACGAGUUACAUCCGAUGUUCGAUCAUUCAGGAAGCUGGCUGAGGGCGGCUUCAACCGAGUCUUCGAGCUUACAAUGCAUGAUGGCGUCCAGCAACUCACGACCGCAAGUGAGGUCGCUACGAUGGAUCUCGUUCGAAGUCACGGUGUCCCAGUGCCUAAGGUGCUUGACUAUUCGACUGACGCUGCUAAUUCGGUCGCUGCGGAGUACAUUUUGACGGAGAAAGUCUGUGGCCGGUCUUUGGGUGAUGUGUGGUUCACCAUGUCCGACAAAGAAAGGCUCAAGGUUCUGUCUGCUGUUGUUGACAACGAGGCGAAGCUCUUUGCCAUCGAUCUCCCAGCGAGCGGUAGCAUUUUCUAUAGCGAAGAUCUCCCACGGACCAUGGAAAGGGUGGCACUUCCCUCCAACGAACGCUCAUCGAAGACGCUAUGUGUCGGCCCUGAUAUCUCACCAAAGUUCUGGUUCGCGGAGCGCAGCCAAUUGGGUAUACAGAGAAAACCAUUUGCAGCCGUAACAGAAGCUCUCCAAGGCGCCGCUCUCAAAGAGAUUGCUUGGCUGGAGACGUACGGAAAGCCUCGCUUCCCCCGGGAACGUAUGUACCGAGACAUUACGAACUUUCAAAAGUCGCAACCUGAAGAGCACCUGGAAAGUCUCCGAAAGUACUUACAGAUUGCACCAUCUCUGGUGCCGAAAGAAUCGUGGCUCAGCAAGCCAACACUCCGUCAUCCCGACCUCAAUUCGAACAACAUUUUUGUGUCCGACGACUACGAGGUUGUGAGUAUCAUUGAUUGGCAGCACAGUAGAGCACUACCAUUGUUCCUACACACUGGUAUAACUCACCACUUCCGAAACUUCGGAGACUCGCAAUCGGAAGCCCUGGUCAAGCCUGAACUACCAGCAGAUCUUGAUGAGAUGCAUGACGACCGCCGAGGAUAUGAGCUCGAGAAGUAUCGUAGACGACAUGUACAUUUCUACUAUGCGGGCGCCACUGCUACUAAAUACCCGCGUCAUUUCGAUGCCUCAAUGCACGAGGGCGGACUCUUUCGACGCCGGAUCGACGAACACGCCGCACAACCCUGGGAAGGUAACAGCAUACCUCUCAAGGCAGACCUCAUCCAUCUGACACAAGAGUGGUCGCAAUUCGCGGAGUCACAAGACGGCCCACCUCCUUGCCCACUCAGCUUCGAAGCGGAAGAGGCCGAGCGAGUUCUGCAAGGAGCCUUGAAACAAGAAGAAGCGGACAAUAAGUUGGAAAUUGUGCGAAACUACAUGGAAGCUGGAAGCGACGGCUGGUCUGCACGAAUGAAGGCACAGGUACUGGAAAACGCCGACAAUGACGAAGAACGUGAAGAGGUAGAAAGGUACUGGAUGUUUGACGACUUCGAUGAGGAGGAGUAG